CAGUCAGUUCCGAGCUGCAACUUUCACAAUCUGGGGCUUUAAGUGCGGAACACAUGGAGCGCGCGGAUCGGUCCUGAUCGCGGUGUGAGCGGAGACAUCGGCCGAUCCGGGGGGGAAGGACAAGCGCUCAGCGAUCGCACGACACCACCCAGCCAUUCUUCCCGGCACCGACCCCACGACACUAAGGCGGGCAAUGCCGUUUGGAUGUGUGACGUUAGGUGACAAAAAGGAUUACAAUCAACCCACAGAAGUCAGCGACAAAUAUGACUUGGGCCAGCUCAUCAAGACAGAGGAAUUCUGCGAAGUCUUCAGAGCCAAAGACAAAUCAUCGGGAAAAUUCUACACCUGCAAACGUUUCCUGAAGAGAGAUGGGCGCAAAGUGCGGAAGGCGGCCAAAAAUGAAAUUAACAUCCUAAAAAUGGUGAAGCACCCCAACAUCCUGCAGCUGGUCGAUGUGUUUGAGACUAAGAAGGAAUAUUUCAUCUUCAUGGAGCUAGCUUCAGGCCGGGAAGUGUUUGAUUGGAUCCUCGAUCAGGGUUAUUACUCAGAGAAGGACACAAGUAACGUCAUCCGGCAGGUCCUGGAGGCUGUGGCCUAUCUUCACUCGCUGUGUAUUGUGCACAGGAACCUCAAGUUGGAGAACUUGUUGUAUUAUAACCGUUUGAAGAAUUCCAAAAUAGUCAUCAGCGACUUUCAUUUGGCUAAAGUGGAGACGAGCCUCCUCAAAGAGCCUUGUGGCACCCCUGAGUACCUGGCCCCAGAGGUGGUCGCACGCCAGCGAUACGGUCGGCCUGUUGACUGCUGGGCCAUCGGAGUCAUUAUGUACAUACUACUCUCUGGGAACCCUCCGUUCUACGAUGAGAUGGAGGAGGAAGAUUACGAAAGUCACGACAAGAACCUGUUCCGGAAGAUUCUGCAUGGCGAUUAUGAGUUUGACUCUCCAUAUUGGGAUGAUAUUUCUCUAGCAGCCAAAGAUUUGGUGUCCCGUCUGAUGGAGGUGGACCAGGACCAGAGGGUCACAGCAGCAGAUGCCAUUAGCCAUGAAUGGAUUUCAGGGAACGCGGCAUCUGAUAAAAACAUCAAGGACGGAGUGUGUGCGCAGAUCGAGAAGAACUUUGCUAAAGCCAAAUGGAAGAAAGCUGUGCGGGUGACCACCAUGAUGAAGCGCCUGAGGGCACCGGACCCGACCGAGUCUAAGACCCCAUCUCCAUCCAUGGACAGCGAGCGGACGCCAGGCCUGACUACCCCUGCACCAUCACCCGCCAGCACCCCAGCCGAAGAAACGCCAUCCCCGGUGGUCAGCCCCUCUCCUGACGGCACCGGAUGAGGGCCAUCUAAACCGCCAACACCCUUCUCACCGCAGAGCAUACCGUCAUUAACCCUUCCUCUCCCUCCACCACGACGGGCUUCUCUGCCAUCGUGUCAUUAACAUUUCCAGACGGGUUGGCAGCAGAUGGUGGAGCAGAGAUGCCGCUGCCGCCCCGCUAGAGAGAAUUGCAGCGCUGACCUCCCAUCGCAUCGCACCCAUUAACCCCUCCACCGCUAUGGCCAAGCAUUACUUUUUAACCCUUUAGUUGCUAGAGAUCUACUGCACUGUUAGAAGAAUCCCCUCCCCCCCCUCAUUCCCCUAAUAGAUGCUGGGCUAAAUGUACAGAUCCCCAUCAUAUCCAUCGUACACUAUAUCAUAACUCCAUUCCACCUUUUAGCACCCCCGCCGCUAAAGUGGACCUGUCACCACCAGCUAACGCUUUUCUGUGCUUCUAAAGCUACCUAGAUAUUUCCUGCAGAAAUUUUCUAAAGAGAGUAUUGAAUAGUCUUCUCUCUGGCUGCCCCCCAUAUUCCCCCCCCCAGUAAGACCUUAUUUUCUAAGAUAAUAAGUAGAGGUCCCCCUCAUUAGUGAGAGCACAGGUCCGCUUUACGGCUGGGAGGAAUCUCUUGUAUAUACACGGGCAGGCUUCUUUCCUCUUUCUGAACCCUGUAUUUACCCCUGCCUGGGGCAGAUGAUUCAGGCUGGUUGCCCCCUUUUCUUUCCUUUUUUGUGGGGGCACAUAAUGUACAGACCUUUACCCCGUGUUUUGUAUGCUUUUCUUUCAAUAAACGUGCUGCUUCUCCCAA
Messenger RNA from Rana temporaria (common frog), 2115 nucleotides. RefSeq names its product CaM kinase like vesicle associated (gene CAMKV). The transcript is spliced from 11 exons. Gene Ontology annotation, cellular component: intracellular anatomical structure. Bases 194 to 1327 code for a protein of 377 amino acids. NCBI's taxonomy places the organism in Eukaryota, Metazoa, Chordata, Amphibia, Anura, Ranidae. Gene Ontology annotation, molecular function: ATP binding; calmodulin binding; calcium/calmodulin-dependent protein kinase activity. Gene Ontology annotation, biological process: peptidyl-serine phosphorylation. The record is from RefSeq and is a predicted model, not a curated record.